Molecule: messenger RNA, 2286 nt
Organism: Durusdinium trenchii
Lineage: Eukaryota; Dinophyceae; Suessiales; Symbiodiniaceae
Source: the annotation of a GenBank genome assembly
CGGGAUUGGAAGGCCACUUUUUGGCUCAAAUGCUGCCGGUGCGAAGUUGAUCGAUUGGAGAUUAUUGGAGCUUCUUACUGAUUCAAAAGAGGGUGCACUCCAAAAGUCCUACCUCCAUCUACCUUCCGUGAAGUGAAGGCCCCUCCCGUGAAGUGAAGGCCAUGUUGAUUCCUGCACCUUGUGGCUUUAGAGAGACACAGUCGCUCGUCCUUCCGUUCCAACUCGCCCUUCUGUCGGUUCCGCCGCCGGAGUUCUCACCGCGGGCGGACAAGGCCCUUCCCAGCGCCCUUCGUGUCCUCGGUGCGUGAGAUGAGCACCACGCUGUGCAGGCAACAGGCGAGAGCCCUGCGGCGGGUCUUGGACCGCGCGAAGCAAUUACGAGAUGACGGACAGACCUUCGAGCUUCGGAAGCGCCGCCGCGAACGAGACCGCCGCAGGGACCGCAGCAGGGACCGCAGGGACCGCAGCAGGGACCGCAGGGACUGCGACCGCCAACGAGACGACCGGAGCCCUCCGAGGCGCUGCAGGUCAAAAUCGCCGGUCGCUCCCACCUGGCCAGCGCUGAGCGUGCAGCGCUCGUCCUCGUCGUCGGCGUUCGCUCCGCCUCCCAGCCCAAGCCCGGUGCAGCUUCAACCGAGAUCCGCUGCGGCUGAGCCGGCUGAGCCACCGCGGCGGAAGAGGGGGAUGAACCUGAAACUCUAUUGUCGCCAGUACGCACACUUCAAUGAGUGCAAGCGUGGAAAAAAGUGCAACUUCACCCACCGAAGCUACUGCCGGAAGUUCCUGAUGCCAGGCGGCUGCACCGACCGGGUUCAUUGUGACUUCAAGCAUUGGUCCAUUUGCGAGGACUAUCAAAAGCGUCACUCUGGAAAGGACUGCCCUCGGCUGCCGCUUUGCCCCUUCCUCCAUGUCAUUGUGCCUCUGGAACGAAGUGCACAAUGGCCAUUGCCUGGCGCCGGCUCGCCUGGCUUGCCUGGCAUGCCAGCUCUGCCAAGCGCCAAUCUGCCUGGUUUGCAGCCGGUGCAGCCCUCCCUGUUUCUCCCAUCCGUGGCGCCGGUCCCCGCGCAGGUCCCCGCGCCGGUGCGGCUGGUCCCCGCGCCGGCCGCGCCGGCCUCGCCGGAAAGCUCGGAGGACGAGGGCGCCGAGGUGGAUGCGGCUGAGCAGGGCGAGGACUUGCCCGAAGCCAAGGAGGAGGACUUUGUGAUCGUGCCCAAAGCUGUCGGCCAAUUCACGGCAGGCGCUGCCAGAAGAUAUGGUUACAAGGACUACGGGGACUCCGGCAUCGAAGAAGACACGGAUGGAGAUCACGAAGAAGACCAGAGCACCAGCAGCGAAGACGAUGAACCCGAAGCCGCGCGCCCCAACCGGGCCAAUCGACGGAAAGUCGCGCAGCGGAAUGCAAAGCCGUCAGUGGUGCCUGUGGAUGAUGGCCUCUAUGUACCCCGCCGCGCGCCGGUCAUGCGGCACAAGGGACGGCGCAGGAAGGGCGACGCGGCGCCGAAAGUGGUCAAGCUGGCGACGCCAGCCAAGGUGGACUGCAAAGUCCAUCACAAGUGGCUUGUCACUUGCAGGAGGUGCAAACAGCUGAUCAUGAAGGUGGACAACCACCGGAUUUGCCACAAAGAUGAAACUGGCAAGAGCAUCUUUUGGUACAGGGCCCUGCGAGGCCGCUGGCAGCCCACAGAGGAGGGUGGCCUCUAUGGGGGCGGAGGACGAGGUGGCCCAAAUCGCUCCAAGAAGCAGGGCAUUGGCUGUCAACAUCGCUUACCCUCUGACUGGGAUGUGAAGCUCUCGCGGCACCGUCGGAAAGAGCGGAGGAUUUUGAAAGGCAAGCUGUUGAAGAAGCACUGGAAAUUUCACAACGUGGAGGAGUGUGAUGGCAAUGCGCCUGAGAUGAGAUUUGCGUCCCAAGUGCGCUUAGAGCGAAUCAUCACCUUCCGCGGCGAAGAAGUGAACAAAGACGACGAAGCAGAUGAGGACGAGGACAACCUUCCGCUGGUCCGCCUGCAAGAUGAGCCACGCGAGCAGGAUGAGGAUGAUCUGCCCAUUGCGGCCGUGGUAGGGAUGGGUGUGCAGCCCCGCUUGCCUCGCGCCAGGCGCCCCAAGCGACGGCCCAAGGCGAAGCCCAAGCCCCAAGCCGCGGCGCCUGCGCAGCCGGAAGCAAAGCCAAAGCCUAAGCCACGGGCAAAGCGAGUGAGGCGUCCCGGGCCAAAGCGAAAGGCCGAAGAAACAUGACCAGCAGGGUCCAGGGUGUUGUGCUCAAGAUAUGUGCCCAGAUGUGCGCCA